Colletotrichum truncatum is the source of this 708-nucleotide messenger RNA. RefSeq lists its product as uncharacterized. Lineage: Eukaryota; Fungi; Ascomycota; Sordariomycetes; Glomerellales; Glomerellaceae. The record is from RefSeq and is a predicted model, not a curated record.
AUGUCACACCACCACCACGGCCGUUUUCAUCCAACUUUAACAGCAAAAUACAUUCCUGCAAACCAAAAUACGCGCCGUUUCAAGACAAGUAUCGACUUCCAUUCACCAAUGAGUCCUCGCUCGAAAUCCGAUUUGGCUAUAGUCACACAGACCGUCAACGCCUUGUUGCUACGCACAUUCGCUCUCCUCCAGACACCACUGUCUAGCACAACCCUCCGGCUAGCGCUGCAAAAUGCCAACGCGGCCUUAGAAACAGCGACGAAAUCACGGCGUUUCGAUCUUGAGCCACGAGCUCACCUCUACCGCGGGCACGUCCUUCGCGCCUGGGGCCGCUGGCGUGCUGCGUGGCAGGCCUAUAUCCGCGCGGCCAGCGUGAAGGGUAUUGGAUUCUCAGAUGCCGAUGUCGAGAGUCUAACGCGGGAGUGUUGGCAGAUGAUGAGAGCACAACAGCAGUAUAAUUCAAGCUGGAAGGAAAUCCUGGUGGAGAAGAAAGUGAUCAAGUCAGGUCUGUUUGAGAGAGAUGAAGCGACGUUUGAUGAGCCUCGCAAUGAAGACAUUGAGACACAUUCUGAUGGUUACAUCGAGGGCAUGUAUAUACUACUAAACGAGAACGGUGAAGUCGUCGGCAGUCGCGAGAGUCUGCCCGACUUGAGAUCUGUACGAGGUAGAGGGUCUGUUCAUCGGUCUUCAAUAUCGAUAUCGAGAUGA